UCCAAACGAAUGCAUCCUCCCAAAUCGGCCAAGCGUCCCAGCUUCCCAGCUAUAGACGGCAACGUCAGCGAUGGCCAUUCAGAAGACUCGUCUGUCCAAGACGACGGAGAGCCUGUCACCAAGCAAAGCAAGACACCAGCUAAGAAGAAGUCCAAAGCAUCAAGCAGGGCGGUUGAACUGAGCGGCAGUCUGGCUGGCGUUCUCGAGAUUGUGCAAGCCGCCCAGAAGGAAGCAACAACUGAAAUGAGCAAAGUCGCCAAGGACAUUGCAGACGCAAAUAUUCAGCUUCAACGGGAGGCAACAAUUGAAAAGAACCAGGGGCGUUUCGGUUGAACAGCCUCUGCAGAGUUGGACAACAGAAGAAGCAUCAGUGUCACCUGCAU
Messenger RNA from Protomyces lactucae-debilis, 383 nucleotides. RefSeq lists its product as uncharacterized. The transcript has a single exon. NCBI's taxonomy places the organism in Eukaryota, Fungi, Ascomycota, Taphrinomycetes, Taphrinales, Protomycetaceae. The record is from RefSeq and is a predicted model, not a curated record. The coding region runs from base 10 to 333 and encodes 107 amino acids.